UGCGGCCUGGGCCUGGCAGCGCAGUCGGCGAGGAAGGUGUCGUACUCGUGCUACGACCUGCACGAGGUGUCGGGCAACCCGCUGGCCGACGUGGCGGCUCGCGAGCGCCCCCUCAGCACCCGCAGCCGGCCCCGAGAUCGCCCCGCGGGCUGGGGCGUCCCGCCGAAGCCCGUCCAGCCGCAGCGCCGCCACGUUUACGUCACGCGCUCUGCCCCGCGACCCUCCUACGGGAACUACGACGCCCACUCCAGCAGCCCCGCCCCCAGCAGUACCCACAUCCACUGCGCCAUGAACGGGAGCGCGGGCGGCCUCCCGUCGCAGUCGUGGACGUCGAGUCGGCACUUCCGGCCUCCGCCCAUCCGCCCCAGGGUCUACAGUGACUGCCCCAGGGGCACCACCGCCUCCCGCAGCCUCCGCAUCAAGAAGUGGCUCCAGAGCAGGCAGACCAGCAUGGGAUCGCAGGACCCGUCGUUCGCAUCCGUGGACGAAGGCGACGAAGAAGGACGACUCCGAAGCCACUUCCUGGACGACAUAACCGAGGUUUCGGAAAACGUCUUCAAUCGGAAGGAGAAGCGCACCUUCCGCGUGAGCGCCAUGAAGACGCGUCGGCGGCGCCAGUGGCGGACGACGGCCGACCGCGAGAUCAGCCCCGCCUCCGAGACCAGCCACGUGGACAGCGAGGCCAGCGUCACCUUCGACAAGACCCUCCUCGAGGUCACCGAAGGCUGGAACUCGCAGGCGGUGCGGGAGCAUCGCAUCAACGCCCUCAGGUCCUUCCUGACGACCAGGAACCAGCCUCUCGCCGUCCUCAACCUCCUGGAGGCCGGCAAGAUAUCCGAGGCCAUCGCAAUGGCACGAGAGUGCAAGGUGCGCGUGCAGCUGGACGUGUGUCUGCUGUGGGCGUGCCAGCAGGGGGCGGUGGACAUCGUGCGCUCCCUGGUGGCCGCAGGCGCCAGCGUGGAGGCCCAGGACAGCGACGGCUGCGGCACGCUCCACCUGGCAGCGGAGAGCGGAUCGGAGGAGGUGAUCCAGGCGCUGGUGGAGGCCGGGGCGAAGGCGGGCUCCUACAGGGACUGGGACCUGCACGAGAAACUCACGCCCCUGAUGAUGGCCGCCCGGAGUGGGUGCGUCGGCGGCAUCAAGAUCCUGCUGGGCGCGGGCGCAGACAUCGACGCGGGGCUCGACACCACCGGCGAGACCGCGCUGCACCACGCCGUCCGCGCCGGCGCCCCCGAGUGCGUGCAGCUGCUCAUCAGUUCGGGGGCGACGGUGAACCCCACCACGCUCUACAGCGAGUCCCCUCUCCACGUGGCUGUGUACGAGGACUUGCCCAACGUGGUGGACAUCCUCCUGAGCGCCGGGGCCAACGUGAGGGCCUCGAAGGGCACCAGCAAGAUGACCGCCCUCCACAUCGCCUCCAACGAAGGCUACUACACCAUCGCGCACCAGCUGCUCAAGGCCGGCGCCAACCCCAACCAGGAGAACCAGAUGGGGCAGACGGCGCUGCACUUGGCCGCCAAGUCCCAGAGCUACGACACGGUGCAGGUGCUCCUCAGCUUCAGCGCCGACCCGAACGCUCGCGACCGCGACCUGAAGACGCCCCUGCACUACGGCAUCUUCAAGGGCUCGAGGUCGCACGAGUGCCUCCGGCUCCUGCUGGAGGCGGGGGCGGACACCAACGCGGCGGAUCUGUCCGGCUACACGCCCCUGCACAUCGCCGCCGUCCACGACUCCUCCUACUGCGUCCUGCUGUUCCUGAAUCACGGCGCCGACGUGACGGCGCGCACGCAGGGCGGCGUGUCGGCCCUACACCUCAUCCUCCGCAGGACUCCGACGGUCCUCGCGACCAUCCAGGAAAACCUCGACGCCGCCAUAUCCUUCACCGACCAUGACCAUCAAGAGAGAGAUUCUCAGGCCCAGAUAAACUUCCGUGUGUUGGUACCUGGCGACACCAUUGGUAUGGAAAGCCGAAUGCUCUCGUGCUUCAGUCGUGAAGGUCAGAAGUUACUCCUGAAACACCCUGUCUGUGAAAUCUUUCUCUUACUGAAGUGGCUUCGGGUCCGAAACUUCUUCAUUUUCAACCUGAUCUUUUACUCCGUGUUGGUCGCUUUACUGUCUUGCUACAUCAUGGUGGUGUUCCCAGCAGCCUCGUGCUACCACCUGAACGCCACCACGCAGUCCAAGCAAGCUGCUGAGCCUCAAGGUCCUUUUGAGGACGAGGAAGAUAAUCUCCUGAGAAGGGAUUGUGGCCUGCACUACGAAGCCUUCAUGGUCAGUCUGCUGUACAUCAUUUGGUUCGGUUUUGGGAUCUUGCUCCUGAAGGAGAUUUUCCAAAUGAUCGACACCCCGAGGACUUACUUCUCCUCGUGGGACAACGUCCUCAUCUGGCCCAUCAUCAUCUUGACGCUCACCAUCACCAUUUCGUCGUACGUCCGCCACGACACGAGGAACUGGGAGCACCACCUGGCCGCCGUCGUCAUCCUCCUGACGUGGGCGGAGCUCCUCUCGCUCAUCGGCAGAUUUCCUUUGUUCGGGGUCUAUAUCCACAUGUUCACGCACGUCACCAAGAAUUUCGCCAAGUUCCUGUGCGCGUACGCGUGCUUGCUCACUGCCUUUUCGCUGAGUUUCGGCGUGCUCUUCCCCAACCAGGAGUCGUUCGGGAAGUACGGAUAUAGGCUGAUAAAGACGAUGGUCAUGAUGACGGGCGAGAUCGAGUACAACGAUUUGUUUUAUGGCGACGAGAAGCUUCUGUAUCCGGAGACGACUCACAUCAUAUUCUUCGUCUUUCUCAUUUUCGUCACAAUCAUCCUCAUGAAUCUGCUCGUUGGUCUCGCCGUUUCUGACAUCCAACGACUGCAGAAGUCGGCGGGCCUCGACCUCCUCGUGCGGCAGACGGACCUCAUCUCGCACUUCGAGGCCAUCAUGUUCAGCAAGUGGCUCAAGUGGAUCUUGCCCAAGGGAAUCCUUGGACUGCUGCACCACAGGAUAUCCCUGUGCCCAUCGCUGUACGGCUGGACGCACGUCCUGACGCAGAAGACGUUGCAGGACACGGGUCUCCCCCAGGAAACCAUGGACGUGGUCCUCCGCAUCGCCCGCACCCGCGACCACGUGUCUCGCCGCAGGAACGCCUUCGCCAACUUCCGCACCCUCAGCAAAACGGCCCAGUACUCGAACGACGCCGACGGCAACGUGGAGAGCAGCAUGGACGCCCUCCGCUUCGGGCUGGACCUGCUCGUGUGGGAUGCCGACGAGAGGAGAGAUGACGCCAGGCAGAUGAAGGACGACCUGGCGAUGGUCUCGUCCGAGGUUGAGAACAUGGCGCAGAUCAUGAACGCCAUAACCAUGCAGAAAAUGUGUACGUCUUGCCAGCAAGGAGACGAGCGAUCGAGCAUUUACACGUCCUGUGAAACGAUGGACUUCUCUAAUGGCGGUAACCCUACAUUACGUCUUAAGGUCCCUUCCAGCGAGGCUUCAUGUCAUUAACAGGGCAAUAUUAUUGCGUAGUUCUAGGGUGUCAGACUCAGAAACCCUUCGCUGGCCAAGUUUCAUUUCAGGUACCGUCUCCAAGAAAGGCACAUACCUGGUUUUCUAAGAUUAUGAGACGCAAUAACAUGUAUAUCACAUUUUCAUUCAUGACAUCACAGGCUAAUAAUUAUUACUGUCACCCUGCGGGCCACUUAUGACCAUCCCAUGGGCCACAUAUGGUCUACGAGCCACGAGUCUGACACCCCUGGUUUAGCGUGUAGCAAGAACUUCAUGGUACCACAUUUAGCAUUUGCUAUGGGUUCUAUAGUUCUGGGGACUUUACAGCUUGAUUCUUCCCUUCCAGAACGUACAGUAGAAUCAAAUUACUAGUUUAGUCCACUGUCAGCUCAUAGAUUAUUCAUGUCAUUUUGGUAGUACAUACAUUUGAAUACAGAUUAAGCAGUCAUUCACAAGAACAGUGUUGAUUACACAAAUACGCCCACACAGGAAUGCUUAAAUAGUUAAGUAUGCACAAGUCAUCUUACUAAUCUAAGAACAAGUGGAAGGUUAGUAAAUCAAAUGUCAAACUGCGAACUUAUGUGUAUAUGAAAUUUUAAAGGAUGAAUGAAAAUGCAAAUAAAGUUACUGAUCUCAAUAUGCUUAUGACAACCACACAUGCAUGCAUCAUUUACAUUCUUAAUUGAAGAGAAUACAUUGUGAGGAAUGUAAGUGAGAAUGAGUGACAUGAUAAAUGAAGAAAUUGUCAAGUUAAAUGUAUACAAAGCAGGUUAAAAUAUAAAGUUGAGUAACUUCACCAAGGUGUAGUGAUAUAUCUGCUGUUAUUUUCAGCCAGAUAACUUUACAGAAUCAAUUUAUAAACAGUGUUAAAUUGCAUAUCAGCAUUCCUUACACCCCUCUAUUCUGAUUCACAAAGUUUGGUAUUAUGGUAAAAUUGCAAUGGAAUAAUCACAUAAUCAACUUAUUUUUUAUUAAGUGGAAUAGGAUUACUCCAUUGUUAUAAUGGUGACUAAUAGGUAGUUCCUAACAAGUCACAACAUAAUAGUCCAUUUCUUUUGUAGAAAUGCAUCCAGCUGUCCUUUCUAAUGGGUGUCAGUUUAAAACAAGACAUUGCUCCACAUUGCCCCUUUGGCUCACUGACCUCUUCAUUUCAUCAUCCACGGUCUUUCUCUUGUCCGAUAUCAAAAAUCAAUAAUAAGAUAAUCAAAGAAAAAGUAAAAGUGAUAAAAAAGGAAAAAGGAAAAAGGGAAAGGAAAGAUAGACAAGUAAAUUUUACAUUUACUUUAAAUUAGCACUUUCCACAAGUAUUCCAAUAUGACGCAAAAAUAAAGUUAAUCAUAUCGUGGGAAUAUAUGCAAUAAAUAUGAUAGUGUUUGUGAGAGAGCAAUAUCUUACCAUCAAACUCAUUGCUAAUUCUGCAACACAAGGUAAAUGAAUCACAAACAAGAAUUUUGUUAAUAAUUUUAUUUACAUAUCGUACAAAACAAUUAAACAGAUUGCCGAUCAGUACUUCAUAAAAAAGUGCCUGAUUACAUCAAUAAAAAAUCUGCAUAGAUACAUUACUGACUUCGCUCCAUAUGAAUAAUGAAAAAAAAGAAAGGAAAAAUAGAUGUUACUUGGCUUCAUCUCUAAGAAAUAGUUUGAUCUGAGAAGAUAUGCUGUAUGUGUAAGACGACAUAUGGAGGGACUAGAGUUCCUGGAGUUUAUGAUGGAACAAAAAUAGACGAUUCCUACAAGACAAACUAUCACAUAUUAGUAUCUGAGAAUUUUUUCUUUUUUUCUUAAAAUGGAGGGAAUGUUGUUUUUGUUCUCUCUUCAGUGCAUAUGCUAAAUCUUAUGCUUUUUUUUACUUGCUUAUGGCAAUUUUAAGAAUAAUGGUUAAAAACACUCCUUAAUUAUAUGGGGGUAACAGAGAAAAAGUCUAAAAUUAUUGAGAAAUACUAACAAGUGUUUGUAAAUAGCAUCAAGACAUCUUUUAACUCAAAUUGAGUAAGGAAUACAUUUCACCCUUAAUGUUUGAAAUUGUCAACAUCAUCAUGAAAAGGACCCAAAUUAAGAAUAAUCUUAACAGUAACUGUAUUAUUUUUUUUUUUUUUAAGAGCAAAUAUGACACAUCUUUUUGGAAGAGGAAAAAAAUUACAGGGUGUUUAAAAGGGUUCCAGAAGAUUGGCUUGCAAUCCUUCUAAAAUACAUUAAGUAUAUUUGCCUUCUGUUUUUUGAUAGUCGUACCUGGCUUCCAGUAACAUUUCAUCACAGUAAAAAAUAUUCAUGUUAAAGCCUAUGUAUUUAUUCUUCACUGGGGGCUGAUUCCAAAACACAAUCAAAUGUUACAAUAUCCAAAAAACUUUGGGGCAUCAAAAAA
Molecule: messenger RNA, 5845 nt
Organism: Penaeus vannamei (Pacific white shrimp)
Lineage: Eukaryota; Metazoa; Arthropoda; Malacostraca; Decapoda; Penaeidae
Source: RefSeq, a predicted model, not a curated record